Molecule: messenger RNA, 378 nt
Organism: Diversispora eburnea
Lineage: Eukaryota; Fungi; Glomeromycota; Glomeromycetes; Diversisporales; Diversisporaceae
Source: the annotation of a GenBank genome assembly
AUGGCCAUAGCAUCUUUUGAGAGUCAAGAAGGAAAAGACCAAGUUAUAAAUUUUGAAUGGAUUGCAGGAGAAUAUAGAGUUAAAAUAGUGGAUACAAUUUUGAAAAUGUGUCACAGAUGUCAUGCGGAAGAUCAUCUUGUGAUCAGUUGUCCUGUGGUGAAAAAACAAAGGAAAAUUAGUGAAAGAAAAGCAAGAGAUUUUGAAAAAUAUGUAAAUCUAGCAAGAUAUAAAAGAAAUCAAGGAACAGAAAAAUCCAAGGCACAAAUAACUAAUGAUAAAAAAGAGGAGAAAGAAAUGGAGAAAACAAUAAAUUAUAUUUAUGAAAUAGUUAAAGCUCUGUUAGAAGAAAAUAAAACAACUUUAGCACAAUUAAAUGGA